This is a messenger RNA of Salvelinus sp. IW2-2015, 6524 nucleotides long. Its product is annotated as sterile alpha motif domain-containing protein 9. Gene Ontology annotation, cellular component: cytoplasm. Gene Ontology annotation, molecular function: protein binding. The record is from RefSeq and is a predicted model, not a curated record. Lineage: Eukaryota; Metazoa; Chordata; Actinopteri; Salmoniformes; Salmonidae.
CAUGGUCAGUAUGUUGUCAUAAUGGUAAGAUGAGGAGCCUGAUACAUGGUCAGUAUGUGACAGUUUCUGAUUUGUUUCCAAGGUAUUGUUUCAACUUUGAUUCUGUUGUAGAGAGGCUAAAGGGAAAACUGUAGGCUUAACAUUUAAUAACUUCCUUUUAAAACUACUGGACGACUGGGAUGUUUCCAUCUCUAGCCUGUUGUUAUCUUAAAUGUCAUUAUUAUAAUACAUUGUUGAAGACCUAUUUUAAAUACCCAUUUACAAAAUUUAAAUUUUAGCACACACAAAACGUGUGCUAAAACAUUGUUGGUAGAUGAGGUUAGUUAUCCAGGUCAAGAGCUUUGAGAUCUUGUGAAAAGAACUACAAUUGUAAUGCAUUAUUAUUAUCAGUUUAUUUGGGCCGUUGCACCUUGGGGAGAAUGCUUUAAGUAAUCACAGCUAUUUCAAUUAUUGCUUAACACAUAAUGGAAGAAUGUAUGCUAGGGCAUACUUGCCAUGUACUGUGCGUGAAAUAGGCCUACCUGUAAAUCACUAGGAUUCAUACCAAUGUACCACACCCUAGUUUGUGACAUGCUUUUCAUGUUGUCGAUGUUACGAGCUGACUCAUCUCAAACGUCUGCCUCCUAUGAGGAUUAUGUAUGCCCAAGUAUGGGAAGCAAUCAUUUGAUUGGUUCAGUGAUCAAACGCUGACCUAGACACAAGAAAACACCUUGUUUUAAAGGAAGUAGCCUACAGACAUGAAAAGUAGAGGGGCAAUGAUGUGACGGAAUCUCUAUGCAGCUGGAAUGGUAAUAUUUGAUUCACAAUGAGCCAUUCAAUGGAGUCUGCAACUCAGAUCAAAAAGUGGACGAAGGAAGAAGUUCAUCAGUGGUUGACGACGCAGGUUAAAAUUAACCACAUAUAUGCAGACAAGUUGCUAGAAGAGGAGGUAUCAGGUGAAGACCUAGAAUACUUCCAAAAGAAGGAUCUUCUGGAUCUGAACAUAAAACAUGGUCCGGCUGUGAAAAUUGUGUCAAUGCUUGAGGAAUUGAAGAGUGGAUUACAGCAUAAAUCACAAUUUCCUGCAUACAUCAAGAAAUGGACACAAGAACAAGUUUGUCAGUGGUUAAGGGAAGAGGCGAAGGUAUACCACCAAUAUCUAGAGCGGAUCGUGGAAGAGGAAGUGUCAGGCAGUUGCCUGUUUUGCUUCAAAAAGAAUGAUCUUGUGGAACUAGGCAUAAAACAUGGUCCUGCUGUUAAAAUAAUUGGCAUGCUAGAAAAGUUAAACAAUGGACCAGAGCCUAUAUUACAACCCCCCACACACAUCAACGUUGACCAAGAAAAUCUACAGAAACCACCUGAGAAGCAAGUAGAACUAUGUCAAGCUCUACCAGUUCAUACUGUAUCCCCGAUGAAGAGAGAACCAAACACAGAAGAGCUCAAAAUAGUGGAACCAUCAGGGAAAACGGUUACACGAAAGAAAGAAGAACCAAAACCACAGGCCAUGGGUGCAGAAAAGUUACCGUCCAAGAUGCCAAGUUCACUUACCUUGCUCCAGAAUACCCUCGAUGACUUACAGCAGGACGAGUUUAAACGGUUUAAGUCUUGUCUGAAAGACUUCAAACUGAAAGGAUGUAGAUCGAUUGCACGGUGUCACUUGGAAGACAACAAGAGCCGCACAGACGUAGCGGACUCAAUGACAAAGCACUAUGAGGAAGAGACAUUAAAUAUCACACUUCAGAUUCUUGAGAGAAUCAGACACAAUGAACUUGCUGGCCAACUGAAAAGUGAUAUGGGUCUACAAAUGAUGACAGCACAAGACGGCAAAAACUAUUUGAGGAGAGAGACCAAUCAGGGUAGUAAAUUGAAGUACUUGUUAACUUGUGGAGGAAAUAUGAUGGACUACUAUGAUCGAUUCGUUAUUGUUAUGAACAAGAGUCACACUGAGCAACUAGAAUAUCUUCCUUUUCUGAGCAAGUUGAAAUUGUUCUGUGUCCUGGACUUUGAUCCUGACUCUGCAGCUCCUGGUGGCGUAUGCAGUUCAUACAGAGAAUCAAGAGUGGCAAAUCUCCAUCUCCCAGCCCAAUUCCAACCCGACCCAAGUGUUGUGAUAAAAAAUCUCAACCUGUAUAAGCAGACCAGCUGGGUUUUUUGUAAUGGGAGGCAUGACCUUGAAAGUGAAUCUGGUAGACAGCUGGACUACAAAGUCUGGUUCAAGGAGAAACGCAAAGAGAUMGAGCAUAUGGUUUCAUUCAUUUGCAAACCUGAAGUUCUUCCAAAUGGAAGAACUCUUGUCAUAUUUCUUCUACUGUCACCUGUAACUGAUAGAGAUCCUGUCUUUGAUACUUUCCUGGCAUUCUACUCACAUGUUGAGGAAAGCAUUGUGAGUAUUUGUGAAUCUAGGAGCACAUUUGAGAAAUGGAAAGACUUGAUACAGGAUAAAUGUGAGUCUGACAUCAGCACGCAAUCAAUAUAUGAGUUGACACUCAGUGAAGUCAAUGGUACUAUAAUGUCACUUGGACCACACAAUCAGCCAUCAGGAAGACUCCUUCCAUCUUCUGACUCCAGCACUGUUGUUCUCCAACAAAAGGAUGAAGACCGAUUGACGGCUCUAGAUAUUUUGUGUCAGAAUGAAUGUGAGAAAGUCUAUGAAGAAAAUAGCACAGAGUUUCAAGACUUCAAAAUCAAAGUAGAAAAGGAAUUCUACAGAGGGGGUAAAGUCAACUGGUGGAACUUCUAUUUUUGUGAGAAACCCAAAGCAAAACCUUUCAUUAGAAGAGACAAAUAUGACAAUCUCAUGAAAAUUGUGAAAUGUCAGACAAAAGAUCCCAAAACCACAUGUGUUUUGCUGAAUUUGUUCCACCACCCAGGUUGCGGAGGCACCACCUUAGCCAUGCAUGUGAUGUGGGAUUUACGCAGAGAAUUCAGAUGUGCUGUGUUGAAGGACAAUACAUUACCAAAAGCUGAAGUGGCUGUUCAAGUCAAAAAGCUGAUGAGGCUUGGGAAAAGUGACAAAUCUCAGAAUACACCAGUUCUGUUGUUAGUAGAUGAUUCAAAGGAAGCAGAAAACACACAAACUCUGCAGACCUGCAUACGCAAAACUGUUGAAGAGGACUACACAGGCAGAACUGUGGAAGAUUCAUCAAAUUCACAAGUCAUCAUCCUGAGUUGUGUUCGAUCCCAUAACCCCAAGGUCCAGUACAAACACUGUGCAACAGAAAGUCAGUACAUCACAGCUAUACUAACGAAAAAGGAACAAGAUGAUUUUGAGGAAAAACUUCAAGAACUUAAAGAAAGUCAUGAAAAACCGGAAAACUUCUACAGCUUCAUGAUCAUGAAGAGCAACUUUGACAAGAAAUACAUCGCUGAUGUUGUCAGCCACACUCUGAAGGACUUAGACAUGAGCACACAAAAAGCUCAACUACUUUUCUACUUUGCACUGUUGAACUCAUACGUGGCUGAAUCAGACAUAUCUGUGUCUCUCUGUGAGGACUUUUUUGGAAUGAAAAUGGCUUACUGGGGAGAAGACAAUGUACUUGAACGAAUGGAACCUUAUUCAAAUUUGCUGAAAAUAGUUCAAGUCGAUGAACGUGGAGGAUACAAAGCAAUUAGCAUCCUUCAUCGUGAUAUAGCUUCUGCAUGUCUGGAAGAAUUGCACAAAAGCCACGGGAUUAACGAGAGUGAAAUAACCAUCAACAUGCUACACUGUGAUUUGUUUUUCAAAAUUGGUGUAGUAAAAGACGCCCUGAUGCUAUCAAUAGAACGCAUGCUGAUUAAAAGGCAGCGCAGGAAAGAUGGAGAUGAAAAAGAUACUCAGUUCUCUCCCUUGAUAGAGAAAAUUCACCUUCAAGAGGGGAGACACAAAAUCCAAGACAUCUUUGUGAAAGCAUCAUCCCGUUUUUUUACAAGUGCAUCCAUUCCUCAAGCCCUUGCAAGGUAUCUCUACCUCAAUCAGCGUGAUUUUCCGCAGGCAUUGAAUUGGGCAGAAAAUGCCAAGAGAAUCACAGAAAACCCAUACACUGUUGAUACGAUUGGACAAGUUUACAAAAGUUAUCUUAAACAUAACAUCCAGAAUGAAAAGAAAAAAACACCACGCAAUCCAGGGGAUUUGGAUACUAACCUAAAGCUAGCAAAAAAUGCUAUAAAGGCUUUUCAAAGAGCUCAAGAACUGGCCAUGAAUGAGGAUCAACCUGAUGAGGAAGCUGAUGACAAUCUGUCAAAAUCAUCAUACAACAUCUUUGGGUAUGUGGGGGAAAUUGAGACGGUACUGACAGUCUUUGAAAUUCUAAGCAAGCUGCCAUUCUUUGAAGAAGCUGAUCCAGUAACACAGAAGUACAUGCAGAGCUUUCUGAAUGGAAAAAUGCCCAUCAACAGCGUACCCAAGAACGAUAAUGAAAUCAACAGAAAAUAUGUUGACAUUAUCCAAGAACACAAGUCUUUUCUCCUUAAUUUGAAAACCCAAGUCAAAAAAGUUUUUGAAUUCUUAAACGAUUACUACACUUACAUGAAAGGAAACGAUGCAGGAGACUUCGAGACAAGAAAUCGGACAAAAAUAUCAGAACACUUCAAGACAUAUAUAACACUUGUUUGCUCUUCACCAGAGGAAAUAUCGAGAGAACAAACGAGCAAGCCGAAGCUUAGACUAAACAUGGACAUCGAAAAGUGUAGGAAGUUACUUGAAGAGAAGAACGCAGACACAUUUGCAGGGGUACUUCAUCAUCUCGACAAGACUGCAGAGGAAAUGGAGGAAAUCAUUGAGUGCUACAAAUUUUUACGGCAACAUUGUGAGCAAAUUACAAAAGAAAAAAACAAAGACAAAAACAAUUUCAUUUUGGCAAAUAUAAUUCUCAGCAUACUAAAGCCAAAUUCGAAACAUGUGAAGAGUCACAAGGAACUCACUGAUCUUCUCAUGCUAACAUUGCAAGAUAUAGGAGUGCAACAUCCCUUCCCAGAGCCAUACUAUCUGGCUUUGUUGUUGCUUUGGCCAAGUUCAAACGCAGAAGAUACAGAUAUUAGAACAUAUGUGAACUCACUUCGGAACUCAUUCAGACGGAAACUGUCAAAGUUUAUGAGGAUGAGGAACACCAUUGCCCACUUCUACUUGGGCCAGAGAAAAGGAUUAGAAAGACUUGUUCCUAAAGCCAAACUUGAUGAGUGUUUUGCACACGUGGCACGCACUAAUUUGGCCCAACUUUGGCGGAGUGGAGACAUUUUUAAGGAAAAGAAAAUAAUUGACCGUCUCUGUAGGGUCAAUGGAACCAUAGAGGAAGGAGAACUUUAUGCUAAUUAUGGCAAACUUAAAAUCCCAGUACGCCCGGCAUAUCUUGGUGGAAUAAGCAGUGGUUUCAGCACUGAAAAGGUGUCGUUCUUCGUAGGAUUUGCCAUAGAUGGACCACUUGCAUACGAUAUCAAGUAUGAAUAGGCUAUGAGAAGCCCAUGUUAUAAAGGCCUCAAUGAUGAACUGCAUGCUUUGGUCCAAGAGUGUGGACAAUGGAGGAAGUAUGGAUUAACCACAACCUGACAAUCGAAAACAAGACAACAAUCUACAAAGCACAUGCUCUUAAUGGAGGCAUGGAUAAUCAAUGUUAUGAAAGGAAACAAACAUCUUCAACCUGGUUACCUUUUGACUUGACGUUAAAACAACAUUUUAGGAGACAAAACACCCUUACUUGUUGUAGUGAGGUCUGAUCUAUCUAGAAUGUAUUAGUUAUGCACAGCAUCAUUAACUGGACAUUACUAACUAACAGUAAAAGCUAACAUGACAACCCUAGCAAUGAGUACUAGCAGAGUUCUGUGGACUGCAUGUUAAGGUACCAAUCUAAUGAGUUAUUAAAAAUAACUAAACUGGAUCACUGCCUGCCUGGUCUCCAUCAUGACAUGGUGUCAGUAUUAAAACAUUCCCAAAACGGAAGAUUGGUGAGGAAAAAUGUCCCACCCAAAUUCAACCCAGCAGAGCCAUUCGAUUGGCUGAUGGCCAUGGCUGAUCUGGAGACAAUGUUUUGGCAUCAAAACUGGACAAGGAGAGCAGUGUGGUGCGGAUAAAUUCAGUACUUUAUGCAAUUGGAAGAAAUGCAGAGAUAAUCAACAAUGACCUUCACCUUUGACUACAAUCAAUGAUGAGUUCGACUUUGAUGUGGUGACUGAAAAGCUGAAUGGACAUUUUGUGCCACGGCACAAUGUGAUUCACGAUUGAACCAUAAACAGAUUCAGAAAGGGGGAGAGACAAAUUUUAAACUUUGAGGAAUCUAGCUGAACACUGAGCACUACAAAGGAUGAACAAAUACGGGAUAGGAUUGUAAUUAUUAUUACAACUAGAGCAUAUCAACAAUAAUUGGGAUAACCACGCUAGCUUUGCACUCAUCUGGGUCCUAGCAAACAUACUAGGUAUCAACAGCUAAUCCAGUAGGAGCUGGAAGCUAUAGUGAGCUUAGAUUCGUCAAACAUGACAUGAUAUCGCAGAGAAUUUGCAUAAAGUUCAAGUUUCCCCAACUUGGGUCCCGCCCUGUUCACGCUCCCUCGCCCAUGCUCGCAUUGCCCAACGUUCC